GUUCAGUAUUGAUACUUCGUCCAGCAGCAUUAUAUUGUUAUCAGCGAACUACUUUUGUACGAAAAAUUGUUUAUGGUUAAAGCAAUGAUCUAUUACUUAAUGUUCUUUUUGGCCGAGAACCAGUGAAGCAAACUGUCGGAGGAAAUGACAAGAUACCACCCUAUGUUAACAUAUGUUACGAGUCACGAUGCAAAUGAAGUCGAAGACAGAUCACCAGCUACAUCGAUGUUAUCAGGAGAUGGUGAAAGUGCUGAUGAUAUAGACUCACCUGAGAUAUUAAAAGAAUUUGAAGAGGAGGCAAUAUUCUCUGAUGAUUUCUAUUCACAUGACACAGAUGACGAAGAAGAUCAGAAAAAAAAGAGAAGUUCUAGUGUUCUUGAUGGACCUCAAUGUGGUUCGGACCAAGUACUAAAUUCUUUUUCAAGUCAAUCAAGCACAGUGGGUGUUAAGAAAUUAUUUACUAAUAGUCGAGAGCGGUGGCGGCAGCAAAAUGUCAGUGGAGCAUUUGCAGAAUUGCGUAAGCUUGUCCCAACUUAUCCACCAGAAAAAAAAUUAUCAAAAAACGAAAUACUCAGAAUGGCGAUCAGAUACAUAAAGCUUUUAACCAAUGUUUUAGAAUGGCAAAAAACACAAGGACACAGCACAACAUUACAAAAACAUGUCGAAAUGAAACAUGAACCCUAUAUAAAUCAUUUUCCAAUCAAAUGUCGAUUAUCAAAAAGUAAAAAAAGCAAAGAUCAACUACUUCAUGAAAACCAAUCAAAUUUAAAUGAACAAUUUUCGAAUACUUCAGUUUCACUUGAAGAUAAGGAAGAAAAUAAUUUCUUCAUCAUUGCUCCGUUAGACGGAUCUAAUGUUACGGUAAAACUUCAAAAUAAAAGAAUUUAUGGCAAUAGUAAUCGUAGCAUAGCCAUAGAUUUUGGUUCUUUCCGCCAAUGUAACGUUCAACCCGGAAUAUCUACUAUUAGUUUCCAUCAGACUUCACGAGUCAUGAAUUCAUCAUCAAAACUCAUCACUAUCAAUUCGUCGACGCAAAAAACAAAUCUAUCAGUAAAUAAUAAUGUAAAGUCUUCUCGUAUUAUUGACAGUACUAAUAAGUUGGAAGGGAUAAAAAAAGAUGUUGAUAGUGGAAUAAAUAAUCCAAAGCAGCAAUUAAAAAAAAAAAAAUAUUAAGGACACAUACAGGGAUAGAGACUCUAAUAAAAACUUAGACAUUCAAACCAUCUAGCAGUGUAAUUAAAUCAACUUAUGAUCAUUAAGUUUUUAUUGUCAAUUAAAAAAAUGUAGGCUUUAUAUUAAAAAAGUGCAUGAUAAGGCAAAAUUACUACAGAAUAAGUGUUAAUGAUCAAUUUAUAGAUCAUACAAUAUAGAAGAACUUUGCUUCAAUUUUUUCGCUUUCUUUUUAAUUUGAAUAUGAAAAAUAGUUUUGUUACUGUAACAGUUUUUCUUCUAGCUUUAACUUUCCAUGCUUUUCGCUAAUUACCCAAUGAUGUGAAGAUAGCUCUAGAAAGAAACGAGCUUUACUCUGUUUAUCUGUGUGUUAUAACUUUAUUUUUAGUCAGGUAAAAAAAGACAUAACAAUAUUCAUUUACGCCGUUUAUUUGUGAGAAAGAGGUACGAAUUACGAUAAAAUGCACAAUAAAAACUAUUCUCAAUUUUUUAAUUAGAGAUAAAUCGAUUCGAUUGUUACAGCAAAUGAAAAUUGAGAUUAAAUGAACAGUAAAUCUUAUCUCAACCUUAUAAUAAUAAUGAUGUAUCCGGUAACAACUAUAAUUGAAUUAAUUACAAAACAAUGUUGAUGAAAGCAAA
Molecule: messenger RNA, 1809 nt
Organism: Chelonus insularis
Lineage: Eukaryota; Metazoa; Arthropoda; Insecta; Hymenoptera; Braconidae
Gene: HLH3B
Product: Helix loop helix protein 3B
Exons: 5
Coding region: 145-1173 (342 amino acids)
Biological process (GO): regulation of transcription by RNA polymerase II
Molecular function (GO): RNA polymerase II cis-regulatory region sequence-specific DNA binding; protein dimerization activity; DNA-binding transcription factor activity, RNA polymerase II-specific
Source: RefSeq, a predicted model, not a curated record